Messenger RNA from Trichoderma virens Gv29-8, 2262 nucleotides. RefSeq lists its product as uncharacterized. Bases 1 to 2262 code for a protein of 753 amino acids. NCBI's taxonomy places the organism in Eukaryota, Fungi, Ascomycota, Sordariomycetes, Hypocreales, Hypocreaceae. The record is from RefSeq and is a predicted model, not a curated record. The transcript has 3 exons.
AUGGAUUCAACUCAUAAGCUUGAGUACAAUGUCCACAACCUUAAAACCCGAUCUGUCAUUCUCUUCUCAAAUGGGGCACAAGUAGUGAGAGAACUUGCGGUGAUGAGUCUGAGACCCGGUCUCAACGAAAUUACCAUCGCUGGGCUCAGUCCGACAGUUCAAGCAAAUACCGUCAAAGUCGAAGGAACUGGUCCGUCUGCUAUUAUCACAGGCAUGUCUGUUCAUACUGUGACAAACCAAGAUAUCUUUGAUGAUGUAUACCCGGAUUCUGGUAGCGAGGCUUCUGACAGCGAUCCUGAUACUUUGGAAAACGAUAAACACCUUGAAUACCCUUCAGGAGCUGGUGACGCAAAAGAGAGACUUAGAAGUCUAGAGACAUCCUUGGAGCAGGCAAAUGAGAUGGUGUUAAGUGCCACAAGCCGACUCAAGAUCCUAGAUUCCUACAGUACGAGUCUAUGUGGAAAAAGCCCCAGCGUGGAUAUUGAAGAUGAAUUGGCAAAGUAUAAACAAGAGCGCGAGAAAAUUUUCAUGGACCAAACUCACGGCAAAAAGUGCCAGAGAGAUCUUGAGGAACAUAUUAAACAUGUGAGGCAUGAGAUUUCCAAGCUCGAAAAGCAGGAGAAAAAGGCAAAAGCAAAAGCAAGGAAGAAUAAAAUCAGUGAAGGAGGCCGCGAAGAAAAACACAACGCGAAGCGAAAGAGAGAAGAGCGAGAACGAGAGAAAGCCCGCGUGCGCCAGGAGCGUUUACGGUUCUGGCCUAAGUAUUGCUACUCGGUUUCUAUCAGCAUUGAGUGCGAUGGUGACACGCCAAUGUCAUCCCGUCGGGCAUCUGAAGCAAGCGAAAUAGACUUCACCAAAACAAGAUCGGGGCAAGCCGUUAAUGUUGGUAUUCAUAGCUGCGAGUUAGUGCUAUCAUACAUUACCGAGUCCGCAGGCUGGUCACCCAGUUACGAUCUCCAACUCUUCACCAGAACGGCAUCUGCGGUAUUGUUCUUCGAUGCACAGCUUAGCAACCGUACUUCAGAAACUUGGUCCAAUUGCCAAAUUUCACUAUCGACAUCCCCGGCAACCCUCGGCGUCGAGGAUUCCACACCGUCACUUGAGCCGUGGAAAAUUAAACUUGCGGGAUCGAGCACUGAUACCGUGGACACCAAUAUUGUCCAAAGUCGAGAAGAAUACGGCUUUCUGAACACUUGGAAAUUUAAGCAAGACAUACGACCUAGACAGAAACUACACUGCGACAUGUUUGGACUUCGUGACGAGACAAUUCGCACUCCUCAUCAUGGGGUAAUUGGUUUUUCCAAGGAGUUAGCUGACUUUUAUGGUCAAACGAUGAUAUUGGAGCAGCAAAAUAAGAAGAGGCUCAUUAUGGCGCGACAGGAAGGGCACAACGAAAUGCGAGCAGAGCAACAAGCAUCCAACGAGGCACGACAUAUGCAACAAAAUGUAAAUCGGAUAAACUCAAUACAAGCUCCCAAUCUCAACUUUGGGCAUGACAUAGUCACAGCCGCAAACGGGCGAAGAUUUGAUUUCGAAUACUGUAUCGCCGAAGAGUCCGGCCCUAAUACUACUUACGACCUCCCGGGUCUCAAGACGCUGCCUCCCAGGUCCGCUACAUCAAAACAGCGAGUAACUCGACUUACAUUCCACAAUGUGGUCUUUACUCAUGCCGUUUUGGCAAAGUAUCGACCUGUUGCCACGUUCAAGGCCAAGCUAGAGAACAAGAGCGACGUCACCAUACUUCCUGGUACAGCUGGCCUCACCCUGGACAACUGCUUCAUUAGCCGCACGAAUUUGCCUCACUGUGGCGCUGGGGACAACUUCUCUGUGGAUUUAGGUGUAGAUCCUGCUAUCAGACUCACUUACUCGAAGCCCGAAACUCAACGGGUAGCCACGGGCAUCUUUAGCAAGGAGAAUUGCUCUGUUUACACCCGUACGCUCAUAUUGGAGAGUAUCCAAGCUAGAGUAGGUAACCCAUUGUCAAUUCUUGUGCAAGAUCAGGUCCCAGUAUCAGAAGACGAUCGUAUGCAGGUCGAGCUCCGAAUCCCGCGAGGGUUGUCGGUUGAAGGGCCUACGGUAUCUGUUGGUGAUUCGGGGCGAGACACCGUGAAAGACAAGGAUUGGGGCAAAGCAAUGGCCAUACUCAAGAAGGGUGGCGAAGUCAAUUGGCAGGUGGACUUGAACACUGGGAAGGCUGUUCGCCUUACAUUGGAAUAUGCUGUUAAAUUUCCGAGUGGGUACACAGCGGUUCAAUGCUGGUGA